CUCCGACCGAAUAGAAGCGGUGAGGUCAGAGGACGCUACAGCCAGAGUUCGUCCUUUGAGGAUGAACCAUGAUUCUGCACUAUGCAAAACCGGUAGUUUCUCUCAUUCGGAGCAGGAGUGUUAAUGCUGCCGUCUCCAGAUUAUACCAUGCGGAUAAAGUGGCGACAGUGGGCUCGCAGCCUGACACACAGUCUCCGGUAUUUCAGGAAAAUUAUGAGCGAAUGCAAGCACUGGUGAAGGAGUUGAAGGACAGAGCAGAGAAGAUCAAACUAGGAGGUGGAGAAAAAGCAAGAAACCUACACACAUCCAGAGGAAAGCUCCUUCCCCGGGAACGUAUUGACAGGCUGUUGGAUCCUGGGUCUCCUUUUCUGGAGUUUUCUCAGUUUGCUGCCUAUCAGUUAUAUGGUAAGGAGGAGGUUCCUGCAGGAGGCAUAAUCACUGGUAUUGGUCGAGUAUCAGGGGUGGAAUGUUUAAUAGUUGCGAAUGACGCUACUGUGAAAGGUGGAACGUAUUAUCCAGUUACUGUAAAGAAACACCUCCGUGCACAAGAGAUCGCACAGCAAAACCAUCUGCCAUGCAUAUACCUGGUGGAUUCUGGAGGAGCCAAUUUACCCAGACAGGCAGAUGUGUUUCCAGACAGAGAUCACUUUGGACGGAUCUUCUUUAACCAGGCCCGCCUUUCCUCAGAGGGAAUUUCACAGAUUGCUGUUGUGAUGGGCUCCUGUACAGCAGGGGGCGCCUAUGUGCCUGCCAUGGCUGAUGAGAGCAUCAUAGUUCGCAAACAAGGGACCAUUUUUCUGGGUGGACCCCCAUUGGUAAAAGCUGCUACAGGUGAAGAGGUUUCUGCUGAAGACCUGGGAGGCGCAGAUCUUCACUGCAGAAAGUCAGGCGUAACUGAUCACUACGCCCUGGAUGAUAAUCAUGCCCUUCAUCUUGCACGGAAAGCCGUACGAAGCCUGAACUACAAGAAGAAUCUGGAUGUUACUGUUGAACCUCCUGAAGCUCCUCUGUUUCCUGCUGAUGAGCUGUAUGGAAUUGUGGGUGACAACCUCAAACGCAACUUCGACAUUCGUGAGGUCAUCGCUCGUAUUGUUGAUGGCAGUAAAUUUGAUGAAUUCAAGGCCUUCUAUGGAGAUACACUCAUCACAGGGUUUGCACGGAUAUUUGGCUACCCAGUGGGAAUUAUUGGCAAUAAUGGUGUACUGUUCUCAGAAUCUGCUAAGAAGGGAACUCAUUUCAUUGAGCUUUGCUGUCAGAGAAACAUUCCACUCCUCUUUCUUCAAAAUAUUACAGGCUUCAUGGUUGGCAGGGAGUAUGAGGCUGGCGGUAUUGCUAAAGAUGGGGCUAAAAUGGUGACUGCUGUGGCCUGUGCCAAUGUGCCUAAAAUUACCGUCAUCAUUGGAGGAUCGUAUGGCGCAGGGAACUAUGGAAUGUGCGGCAGAGCGUAUGGGCCCAGGUUCCUGUACAUGUGGCCUAAUUCACGCAUCUCAGUGAUGGGAGGAGAGCAGGCCGCAACUGUCCUGGCCACCAUCACCAAGGAUCAGAAGGCCAGAGAAGGAAAAGAGUUUACUGCAGAGCAGGAAGCUGCAAUGAAAGAACCAAUUAUCAAACGCUUUGAAGAGGAGGGAAACCCAUAUUAUUCCAGUGCCAGAUUGUGGGACGAUGGGAUCAUUGACCCUGCCGACACUCGUCUUGUCCUGGGUUUGAGUCUAAGUGCUGCUCUUAAUGCCCCGACACAGAAAACACGCUUUGGAGUCUUCAGAAUGUGAAUCUGGUUUUGUGAAAGAUUAGACACUUGAUUUUCUCUCCAUUUUAGGCUCUACACACUAACUUGUUUCAUCUUUGUAUAUUCGACGUCUACAGUAAAAUCCAUAAAACCAA
This is a messenger RNA of Danio rerio (zebrafish), 1881 nucleotides long. It is a transcript of the gene mccc2, whose product is annotated as methylcrotonyl-CoA carboxylase subunit 2. Lineage: Eukaryota; Metazoa; Chordata; Actinopteri; Cypriniformes; Danionidae. Gene Ontology annotation, molecular function: ligase activity; methylcrotonoyl-CoA carboxylase activity. The record is from RefSeq and is marked provisional. Gene Ontology annotation, biological process: L-leucine catabolic process.